Molecule: messenger RNA, 3025 nt
Organism: Dreissena polymorpha
Lineage: Eukaryota; Metazoa; Mollusca; Bivalvia; Myida; Dreissenidae
Exons: 2
Coding region: 1199-2947 (582 amino acids)
Source: RefSeq, a predicted model, not a curated record
GUCAAUUGACAUAUGGUAUGUUGAACGAACAUUAGAGAACAAACUGCGUAAAUUAAAAAAGAUACAACAGCUAAAAUCACAGAUCAAUAAAGACGAGGAUGUCCAAACCUACAAGAUAAUUAGCAUUGCAAAAGACGGUAAUUGUUUUUACAGAUGUUUAAGCUAUUUCCUGUAUGGAUCUCAAAUGUAUCACGAAUCAUUGAGAGAAGACCUUACUCAAUAUAUGUAUAAGAACUCCCAUAAGUACAACCAUCUGGUAGACGGUGAUAUACACGUACACCUUAGCGCACAGAGAUAUACAAAUGGAAGGUUAUCGUCAUGGGCAACGGAGGCCGAGCUAAAAGCCGCAUCUGAUCACCACCAAAUUAGCAUCCAUGUUUCAACAGACCGUAAAUUCACAGAGUGGUUGAAAUUUGAAGAUCAAAUUGAGCCCUCAAUUAAUGUAGACCGCCCGCUGAGGUUACUUUUAGAAAAAAGCCAUUUCAGUGUACUAGAAGCUAGCGUCGACGGUAGACAGCAUACAACCCAUGAUACUGAUACUCACGUGUAUGAUUGGUUUGAAGGAAAGCCUACCGAACCUGUAAUUUACUUGAAAAAACGGAACACUGCCAAUGCAAAUACAAAUGUGAAACGACCCAGUGACACAAAAGCGUUCAAAGCAAAGCAGGUUAAGGAGAAUAAACCCCAAAUAUCACCACAAGAAUCGUUACCAAAAAAAUCCGAUGGGACAGAAUCUUCAGUGACUAACCUAUCAAAACACGUACUCACCGACGCUGAACAAAAUCUCCUUGAAAAGGGCCUUAAAUUCAUCCCAAGUCGUAAGAAUAUUGAUAAGGUGAAAUUGCUAGCUGACCUUGGGGAGUGGGAACGCAGAAUGCGAUUACGGGAAUACUUUACGGACACUGAAAGCAACCAAAAUAUGAAACAGGGAAUACUCGAUAAGUUCCGAGUUAAACCAAAAAGCACAUUUACUCCAAACGCGGGAAGGGACCCAAGCCUCGACCUUUAUGUUGAACUGGUAAAGAAUGAUAUCAUCUCAAAUUUGAGGUAGACUGGCAAAUUAAAUCUAGACAAGAAUGAAAACAAAGCAUUUCAUGAACUGUUACAUAAUGAUUCAAUUAUCAUCAGACCGGCAGACAAGGGAUCUGGCAUAGUAAUACUAGACAAACAAGUUUACAUAGAGUCACUGAAACACGAAAUGAGUGAAGACAAGGCAUACAGAUCUACUGAAGGUGAUGCAAGUAAACAAAGUAUGAAGAAUGUGAAGUCGCUCGUUAAUAGACUUCACCGACAAGGCAGUAUCUCUGGUGAUAUGAAACAGUAUUUAAUACCAAGGUACCCACAAGCGGGUAAACUCAAAGGAAAUCCGAAGAUACAUAAAGCAGACGCACCUUUACGCACAAUAGUGAGCGGGAUAAAUACAGCUACCGAGAAAUUAGCCGAAUUAGCCGAGCACGAAUUAAAUGAAUAUGUGGAGUCCUCGCCGAGUUACAUUAGAGACACUACGGACUUUAUUCAAAAACUAAAAGAAGUCAAAGAACCACUGCCGGAAGACAAUUGUCUACUAUUUUGUUUUGACGUCAGGAAACUAUAUCCAUCCAUACCCAAAAGAGAAGGGUUAGAAGCUUGCAGGGAAGCAUUGAACGCGCGCUCCAACCCACUAGUCACUUCAACUGAUGAUAUGAUUGACGUAAUCACGACAGUUUUGGAAAACAACAAUUUCAGUCUAAACGAAAACAACUACGUACAGACAGAUGGAGUGGCGAUCGGCUCAAAACUGGGAAAAAAUUUUGCUUGUAGCUAUAUGCGGAAGUGGGACGAGAAACUCAUGACAGCUUAUAGAGUACCGGCAUUUUAUAAGAGGUUUAUAGAUGAUGGCUUUGGAAUAUGGAUAGGUACCGCGCCUGAACUUGAGGCUUUUACCAUACAUGCCAACUCAAUACACGAAAAUAUUCAAGUAGACCUUCGGUUUAGUCCGCACAGUAUCGUUUUUCUAGAUACAACCGUACGGAUGCGAAAUGGUCAUAUCUACACAGAUCUAUAUGUAAAGCCCACGGACAAACAGCUCUACAUACGCAAAGACUCAUGCCACCCCCCUAGCAGUAAAAGAUCUUUAGCGUAUGGACUUGGAUUGCGGAUACGAAGAAUUUGUGAGCAGGAAGGUGAUUACAACAAACAUAGAAAUGACCUAAAACUGCAAUUAAGAAGACGCGGGUACAGCGGGAAAUUCGUAGAAGGCCAGUUACAGAAGGUAGAUGCACUGUCGCGCACAGACUUACUGGAAAAAUCAAAAAAACAAACGCAAAACGACAGAGUUCCUCUUGUAGUCACGUUUUCCAGUCUUCUUCCCGACGUACACAGCAUUGUACACAAACAUUUAAACGUGCUAUAUAAAUCAGACAGGAUGCGCGAAGUCUUCAGUAAACCGCCUUUAGUAGCAUACCGUAGGGACAGAAACCUCUGUGAUACACUGGUACACAAGAAGACAAGCAAGGCUACCUUCAUCACACACAUAUGUGAGACAAACUGCACGUGCUGUAACAAACUGACAACAAGUGACAUUCAAGACACAGACGGCAAAAUUACUUACAGCACGUGCAAAAAUGUUACUUGUCGCACGAGAAACGUGAUAUACGGUAUAGGAUGCAACAAGUGCGAAUGUGUUGUGUAUAUUGGGGAGACGGAGAGGCAAAUCCGAGAGCGCAUGAGUGAACACUUGCGAGACGUCCGCCUGCAUAAAGAAAAGCCCAUCACUACCCACUUCGAUUCGAGCCACUGCGAUGGCAAUAUGUACUUCUCGGUCCUGGAGACGCUAAAUAUCGCUGGACGCCAAGAGCGUGUAAUUAGAGAAGCGUUGUGGAUAAAGAGACUUAAAACUAUGAAACCGUUCGGAUGUAAUGUAAAAGACAGUGUGUUCCAGUCGGCAACAUUAAUAGACAGCAUAUAAUGCUUAUAAUAAAUAAUAAUAUUUAUGUUUAUUUUAUAGACAUUAUAUAUGUUAUGUAUAUGUAUAUUGUGAACAUGU